Molecule: messenger RNA, 5380 nt
Organism: Oreochromis niloticus (Nile tilapia)
Lineage: Eukaryota; Metazoa; Chordata; Actinopteri; Cichliformes; Cichlidae
Product: zinc finger protein 518A
Exons: 4
Coding region: 624-4661 (1345 amino acids)
Source: RefSeq, a predicted model, not a curated record
CACCUAUCUGGUUCACACACAGACACACACACACACACUGAGGCCAAAGAUGACGUAAGGCUCAUGCUGCAGGUUCCUCUACGAGCGUCUCGUAUAAUGGAAUAAAUUUCCAUUUUAGUGAACACGGUUUUAACGGUGUUUUAUACGAAUAAAAAAAAAAAAUCCUCCCUUAUGGCACUAGUUCUGUCUUUACAAGCAAUACAUAUUCAUCCGCUUCUACGUGAGUGUCAAGAACACAGCAGUACCCGGAUGGACUGUCAUGGCCGCCGUCGCUGUGGAUCCACAGAGAGGAGAGGAAGAAGGCAAAUGUUUCUGUUGUGUAUUUUUUCAAGCUGAACAUUGUCUUUAUGAUGCUGGACGUAGACGGGACGCCGCCUGAACUUCCAUCGAGUUCAUAACAUUGGGAUCACACUACAAACUCCUUUUCUUCAGAACACUGGUUAAGGUUUUCCCAAAGGAGCACAGGAAAUACAGCCACUGCUGGACCUUCUUGACCAGCUGUGUGGUGUUCAGUGUCCAGGUGAGGUCCUCAGUGAUGUAGACUCCUAGGUGUCUAAAGCUGCUCACCCUCUCCACUUCAAGGCCCCGGAUAAACAGCGGCUGAAACCUUCAUACUUGCAACAAUGGAAGAAGAUGGAUUACCAUACGACUCUCCAAAAAACUGCAACAAAUCUGUAAUAGAGGAUGAAAAGGAAAAAGUAAAAGACUUUCUGUAUAAGCAUUUCAGAGAUGUAACAGAUGGGUCGCUCUUCAGUAAUGCGGAAGAAUCUGCCAUUAAGGAUAAUGGGACUUCCACUAGAAAAGAUAAAAACUCUCUUAACAAAGCCCAUUGUAAAAAUCAACAGGGGGCUGUAUUCUCUGGCAAAAUUUUGAGUUUUGGAUGCUCAGUUUGUAAAGAUAACUGUACUUUUAGCCCCAAUGACCUUCUUAAACAUUUUAGAGCAGUUCACAGAGGAACCCUUCCUACAUACCCUUGUGAUUUAUGUGAUUUCAUCACAAAUGAGUUCCCUGCUCUUCAGCGCCAUCGGAUUGAGCACAGAAAUACUCUGGUUGCAUGUGAACUUUGUAAUGAUGAUGUACAGUACUCUCUUCUUUUGCUUACCAGACACUACAUCAUGUGCCACAGUGUAAAUGGACAGUUCAGCUGUGACUGGUGUGAGUUUACAACUGUGGAUGCAGGGACAUUUGUCCAGCAUAUCCAUCAUCAUAAUGAAAGUCAUUGGAAGUGUUUGAAAUGCAAACAUAUUAGCUUGAACGAAGAGGAUCACCAGAAGCACAUGAAAGCUCACACGGGUACAUUUCCAUUCACAUGUCAAGUCUGUGGAUAUGGUGCAGCACGAAGUGAGUACCUUAAAAAACACAUGGCAGCUGUUCACAAAGAGGUGACAGAAAGAAAAAAUGCAUGGAAGGCUAUAGAAGACUCACCAGCAAAUUCAUCUGUGAACUUGAAAUUGAUGGUUAAAAAGAAUAGUGAGUCACAGGAGGCUCAAAGGAUAUCAAAACAAUAUCAAAGUGGCAAACUAGUUAAGCCAGACAAAUCCUUAGAGGACACCCAGCACUUUGUUGAUGGGACUGUAGCAAAAAAGGACAAAACUUUGUGCAAAGUUUCCCAUAAUACAGAACAGUCAACACCAAUCAUGUUGGAGGAAUGUGAUAAUUGUCCAGCUUCUGAUAGUGGAAGUCACAACAAUGCUAAUGGACUGACUGUUCUAAUGGUUAAGAACAAAAUCUCCCUCCCCCCUAACUGCACAACCAAAGUUAUGGGAUUCAAGAUGGUCGACGGAAAAAAACAUUUAGUUCUCAAAGUAAUCCCAACAACAAAGCAAGAUCAGAACCAUUCCAUUGCGGAAGGGGGCUUCUCCUCACUAAAUUCUGUGUUUGAUAAAAGUAAAAUCUCUGAGACUGAGCUUUGCUCUGAUAGCAGGAGCUCGACAUCACAGUGCUUAGCUGUUUCACCAAGAAGUGGAUCUUGCAUACAGAUAGAUCAAGAGGAUAUUUUGGCAGUUAAAGUAAAAAUUGAGGAGGAGGAAACAUCAGUUGGGGCCCUUAGUUCCACUCCACAUAUCGAAAGUGUUGGAGAACAAACAAAUGCUAUAUUAGAUACGUCAUUAAAUUAUGCAGAUGUCUCGUGUCCCACAAGAAAUGAGUUGGAUCAGGCGCAUCAUCCAAAUGAAACAAACUCUAUGGAGGAAAUGAACUUGAAAAGUAAGUCAGUUACCCAAACUUCCAGUCCUUGUAGAAACUGCCAUAGUGUUUCCAACCACCCUGCAACAGUAUGUUCUGUUAAGGUCAGUGGUUUAUCAUCACCUUCAAAGUUUGCUCAAGAUACACUGCUUCCCAAACCCAUCUUUAGAAAAAUCGAGGAGUCUAAAGCUGUAAAUGAGCUAUCCAUACCUGACAGCAUUUGCCGCCUAACUGAUGAGCACAAAGGGAAUUCUGCUUUUAACACUAUGGAAAAUGGACAUCAGUCUUCCCACGUUUCUUCAGAUAAAAAUGACAGGUUUAGAACUGAGAUGGUACAUAAAAACAGACAGCAAAAUGCAAAACAUACAUCAUGUUGCCCAUCACAGCUGUCUCCACCAAAUUCAGUUAGCUGCAGAGAAAAUGCCAUUGGCUCGGAGAAAUGUAAUCAAGACUCACCAAACCAAGAAGUAUUUACUUUUCACAAUUAUUCGAAGGAUGCUUUCAACAUUUCAUCAAACGUCACCCCAAACUUGGAGAAUAAUUCUGAUGAUAACUCGGCAAAUAAAAGACAUACCUCUAAAUCAUCACACUUCAACUUGACGUCAGCAGGAUCACCAGAACAUUGCACAGGAAGUGCACAUGGUGACACUGAAGUUGAUGAGUGUAUAUCUAAUGUUGAUGGUGCUCUGACAGAAGAAAAUCCCGAUGUAGUGCUCCAAGACUUCAAUAUUGUCAAAAUUGAGGAAGAGACCAUUCCGAUAUCUAAAAGACAGCCUACGAGUAGUUUAACAUCCCUCGGCAAUUUUGUGGAAGAACAUUCUAAUGCAAUCAUCACCCAACAGCUUAACAAGGAAAAAACAGGUUCUUCAAGUGCAAACGAUGAUUCUUUAAAACCAACAAAAAGAACUGUGCGAAUUCUUCAGCUACCAGAGGCUAAUCAGCCAGUACUCCUGACAAGGGGUAGUGAGAACCAAUUUGCAGUGCCAGUGCAGGUCAAGGCUACCCCAGGCUUUAAACUCAUAACAAAUUCUGCAAAGCCUCAAAUCAAUGUGUCUUACAUUGAAAGUUCAAGUAAAACAACAGGUCUAAAUCCAGACAGCAAAAGGAUAGGUGUACAAGCAAUAAAACCUGGAACUGUUGAAAAAGGGACAGCUCUUCUUUCUGGUGUUCAACCAGGUUUUGGUACCGGUUUAAAUCACUACCUUAUUAACAGUGCAGGUUUAAAAUGCCCUGUACUCUUUUCAAGCACAUCACAAAAUGCAACUUCAGACAAAACUGCAAAGUCACAGUCAACGUGCUACUUGGUACAAAGGUCUGUUCCUUUUGUCCAGGCCCCUAAUACUCCUGCCCUCAGACUGGCAAGUGCCCAGCUUCCACUCAACUCACGGCCAGUGCUAGCGAUGCCAGUGAGUUGUGCAGACAAACCCAGCGCACUGCAGACUGGUCGGCAAGCCUUCUUGCUGCGGUACAUUUCUCAACCCAAAUCAAGCCUACUCUUGAACAACCAAGAACCAAACAAUGGAACUCAUUGCAGCCAGACGAGUGAGGGCUCUGGAAACAAAGUUAUAUUUAAAAUUGUCACACCCACUGGUAGCCUUCUUACAAAUGGCACUCCCACCUCAAAUAAUCAACCUUUGUUUUUGGCCACCAGACCUCAGACUCAGUGUUUCCUGGUGUCAACAAACAAAAGUAAUGCAGCUGCUUCCACUGGAAUAAAAAAGUUGAUCACCAUUCAGAAUACCAAACAAAAAGAUGUCACUGAUUCCUGCAGUGCACCUUCUCAGACAACUGUAAAGGCACAACAACUGUGUGACUCAGAGAAACCUGUCCUAGCCCCGAGGCCAAUUCGGCCUCCAAGCCAAAGGAAAAGGCGCAGGAAAGCAUUGUUUGAUGAACUUCCAGGAGCAGUGCACAAGGCAAGAAGAUUCCUGAGUAAACCACCAACUGAGAAAGAUACUGUGUUAUGGAAACCUGUAGCCAAAGAGGUAGAACGGACACUUAGACUUGCCCCAUUGAAUUCUCUACAGCAGAUCAAAUGCCCUAGUAGAAACCAGCCUGUAGUGGUGCUCAAUCAUCCAGAUGCUGACAUUCCUGAAGUAGCCAACAUCAUGAAGGUAGUAAAUAGGUACAAAGGUGCUGUCACUAAGGUGUCUCUGUCUCAAAAAACAGUCCAAGCACUCUUAGAGCUUGGCACCCAAGGGAAGAAUUCCUCAACCAAAGACGCAUCUCAUUUCGACAAUCCAAAAUCUCGACCGGUGCAGAGUUCUGUCCGGGAGCGAUUCCUCCUUAAACUGAAACUCAAAAAAAAAAGCAAAAAGAAGUAUGAGGUUGUAAAGACUUUAUCAGGUUGUAGAGAAGAGCAAGUAAUGUUUGACUGCUGGUUUUGUGGUCGGCUCUUCAGCAGUCAAGAAGAUUGGAUUGGCCACGGCCAGAGGCAUCUCAUGGAGGCAACUAGAGACUGGAAUAAACUGUUCUGAAAUUUUUCUACUAUGUUAAGAUGGGUGGACAUAUUCUCCUGAGUGGAACUGUUGUUCUGCUGCUGGUUGUAUAUUGUAUAUUUGCGCAUUAACAGCCUUCCACUAUUAGUUUGUUCUCUGUAUGUUCUCUGUAAAUUUAAAUAUAUAUUCUUAAGUGAGUCAUAGUUUGUCUUUUAAUAGGUGCAUAUUCUGGUAAAUGAUGCACUGCAUGCAUGAUUUGUCAUACAUGCAGAUGUCAAAUUGAACUGUGAAAAUGGUACACUGUAAUUAGGGUUGUAUUAAGAGCACUGGCUGAACAAAAGAAACAUAAGCAAAGGUUGUAUGUCGAGUUGGAUUGAAUUCCUCAGGUAAUUUUAGAAUUCAUUUUGUUUAUCAUGUGUCAUUUUUGUAAAUCAUAGUUCUAGUUUAAGGGACUUUUGUAUUUUUUAUUAUUCUGUACUCAAGGACAUGAAGCUGUUAUUUGUAUAGUUAACAAUAAACCUUAUAAACGAGUUACAUUAUUUUAUGUUUGUGAAGGAAGGGGGAAAAGCAGUUCUUUGUCUGAAUGAUUUUUUUUUCCCCCACAUAUAGUUAUAACUGAAAAGUGUAUCAUUCUAUACUAUGUUUACAGUUUACUUAUCAGGAUUUCCCUGUACCAUACUUGCAUCAUAACAUGAGCUGCACCUUUUCAUAGUUACCUGUCUAAAACACCCAAGAGAAUAAAUUGUUGUGAGUCAUUG